Notechis scutatus (mainland tiger snake) is the source of this 3376-nucleotide messenger RNA. It is a transcript of the gene ANKDD1B, whose product is annotated as ankyrin repeat and death domain containing 1B. Gene Ontology annotation, biological process: signal transduction; RNA processing. Gene Ontology annotation, molecular function: RNA binding; protein binding; RNA nuclease activity. The record is from RefSeq and is a predicted model, not a curated record. Lineage: Eukaryota; Metazoa; Chordata; Lepidosauria; Squamata; Elapidae.
UCUGGGUAGCUUCCUCAGGCGGCCGCUCUCCAGAACGCUGCUUUGGCAGGAACCGCAAUGGAGGAAAUCCGGAGCCGCACCAUGAAAGGCCUCGCUGAUCUGAGGGGUUUUAUCAACCUGACUCCGAAGGAAAGCGACAGCUCGAAGGCGGCAGCCGCAGCAGAAGCAGCCAACGCGGAGACUUUGCUUCCAGAUGAGAAAGAAUUUCAACAUGCUGCUAAAACUAAUAAUCUGGACGCUAUGGAAAGGUUAUUUAAGAAAAAAAUUAAUAUUAAUGCUGCAAAUGUUUUGAAGCGCACAGCCCUCCAUUUUGCUGUUGCAGGAAAUCAUAUAUCUGCAGUUGACUUUCUUCUCCAUCACAAAGCUAGAGUUGAUAUUGCAGAUAAGCAUGGCCUUACUGCCAUUCAUCUUGCUGCAUGGUCUGGUAAUUUGGAAAUAAUGCUGAUGUUAAUUAAAGCAGGAGCUGAUCAAAAAGCAAAGAACCAGGAAGGCAUGAAUGUUCUACAUUUUGCUGCUAAGAACAAUGGUGUUAGAAUAGUGAAUUAUUUUAUCCGAGAUCUUCACCUGAUGGAACUCAAUAAACCUGAUGAGAAAGGGAGAAAGCCAUUCCUACUGGCAGCUGAAAUGGGCCAUGAAGAAAUGAUAGAUGAGUUGAUUACCCUUAAUUUAUUCACCUCAGAAAAGGAUAAGGAAGGAAACACUGCCUUGCAUCUAGCAGCUAAAAAUGGCCACAGAGAUGUGUUAGAGAUUCUUCUUCAACAGUGGGAAGAUAUCAAUGAACUCAAUCAGAAUUGUGAAACACCAUUUUAUAUGGCUGUUGAAGGAGGCCAUGAAAAAUGUGCUGACCUCUUACUGGAAGCUGGAAGUGACAUCAAUAUUUUGAACAAACAAAAUGUCAGUGCAUUACAUGUUGCAACUCAAAAUGGACACACACCUUUGGUCAGAUUUCUUAUCAGUCAUAAUAUUGAUCUGGAUGCUCAGUCUCAGAAAAAUAAUUCUCCUCUACAUUUGGCUAUCACAAAAAAUAACUUAUCAGUGAUAAAUAGUUUAAUAAAGGCAAACCAUAACAUAAAUUGCCUAAAUAAGAGACAUCAAACACCUUUACAUCUGGCAGCAGACCUUGGAAAUGUGGAAAUAAUAGAAACGUUGCUAAAGGCAGGCUGUGACUUCAGCAUGGUAGAUAAGCAAGGAAAAACUGCACUUGCUGUAGCAUCCAGAAGCAAUCAUGCCUUAGUUGUAGACAUGAUUAUAAAAGCAGAGAGAUACUACAUCUGGAAACAGGAGCAUCACUGUACUGAUGUGUCAAAUAUUAAUCUAUCUUUUAAACAAGAUCACAACAUACAGACCAAACAGUUCCGUGCAUCUCUUUGGAAUCUAGCAUAUAAUAGGUUAAAAAUGCGAGAAUGGGUAAAACUGGCACAGUUUUGGAAGUUUACAAAUGAACAAAUCAAAGCAAUAGAAGAACAGUGGACAGGGGAAAAGAGCUACAAGGAACAUGGAUACAGAAUGUUUCUUAUCUGGUUACAUGGUGUUCUGAUAGCUGGCCAGAAUCCUAUUAAACAUUUAUAUGAGGACCUGAUAAGCAUGGGAUUUCCACAACUGGCUGAAAAGUUCAGAGCAGAAAAUAAUGCUGGCACAGAAUCCAAGAAAUGCUCGGUUUCAUGAAAUUCAAGGGAAUCUGAAGCAAUGAAAUAGGAGAAUAAAUGAGUAUUAAAAUAUUAUUUAUAAUCAAGUUCUCCAAUGUUUCUCUAUAAAGAAAGCUUAUCUUCUCACCACUUCUGUAAUAUCUCCCACCCCAUCAACUCCCCAUCCCCAUGCUAACUAGGACUUCUCCACCUCCAUUGGCUCUUUCCAAUCCCAAUUCACCAUUCAGAAAUUUCCAGCUUUCCGAUUCAUUUUUAAAAAUCUUGAGUGGCUGUAUCCCACUCAGAAGGAGUGACCUAAUUUGGAGGUGGUAAAAGAAUAUGGGGUUAUGUGACUUCUUGGGUUCCAAAAGCAAUGGGGAAAUGAAUGUGGCAGUGGAUGAAGAUCUGCUUGAAAAUAAUUUCAGUCAAUGAUAGAUUUUUUUCCCCUGUGAAUGGCUGAUAAUUCCUGUAGGAAUCCACUUGCACCUGAGGGCAUAUUAGCAACUCUGCCAUGCAAUCUGUACAUAAUACUCUCAGUUAAUUUUUUGCAGAAUGAAACAUUUCUUGAGAUGAUUGCUUCCACAAGUAUACUUCUUUUUAAUAUUUGAUAUUUUAAAUAAAGUAUUUUCUAAGAACCCUCGUGUGAAAAGAGUAGCAUGUUGUAUUAUGAACAAAACAAAUGAAGUAGGAUUUAAAAGAUGAGACAAACUCUGUCUUCAAGCACUUUCAUCUCAUAAUCAAAUGCCUUUGACUUUGUGUUUGAGACCCUUUGAGUAGAAAUCUAUACAGGGAAAUAUGACAGACAGCCAUACCAAGUAAAAAAAGUGCAUCCUUGAAUGUAAGAUAAUAAUUGUAAGAUAUUUAAAUUGCAAUCCUAGGCACAUUUUUCCGGUAAUAAUGUAGAAUAUAGAAAGAAAUGCAUGAACAGAAAAUUAGGGGGGAAAAGCAGAAGAAUUUUGGUUGGAUGAUGUUGAUGAGAUCCUGAAGUUUAAUGGACAGAAGCAGUAUGAAUCGGUGGAUGGGUGUGGUAGAAUAUGAAACUGGCAUGCGAGGAAAGAAAAUAUGGGAAAAUAUAUUUGUUUUUCACUAUUUUCUGCCUCAAACUUAUUUUGCUUAUUAUUUAUUUCUUUUGCACCCACAAAUGAGAGUAUCAUGUAUGUAUGUGUGUAUGUAUGAAUGCAAUGGGUAAUGAUAAAGUAAUUAAUGCUAUUGUUAUGGAUGUGUUCGUGUGGUAAUCGGGAGCCAAGCUCAACCUGAGGCAGACUGUAUAGUCUUAUAAUGUACUGUACUUAUAUUAAGAAUCUGAGGCAAAUAAACAUAGUAAUUAGUAUUCCUAGUAUAAAUUUAAAGCACAUUUGCCUCUUUAUCAACGAUUAUUGCAUAUAACAAACAAACGAAAUUAUGGUUUAGUCCUGAACAGACACACUUAUGAUACAGCUGAAGCCAUUCAGAUUUGAAGGAGAAAAAGUGAUUUAAGUGCACAGAACUGUUUAUGUAAUAACUUCAGCUGUUUUUAGUUGAUACACCAAAAAAUGCAUCUGAGGUGCUAACAUGACUAAAUAUACCCCAGUCACAUUUUCUUUUUCAGUCUGAAUAGCUACAUGGCCCAAUCCAUAAUAUAGUACUUGUCCGAUCACUUUCAAUACAUGCGCUUUAUUUCUUAAGCUCCUGCAUCCAUUUUACAAACCCAGAUUACCUCCUCAUGCUGCAGUUAGCCGUUUAGUAGUAGGUGUACAAGUGAUGUAUAUACU